AUGGAUCUCCCUCGCCCUCCAAUCUGUCCUGAGACUGAGGAUAGACAAAGCCAGCCUUGCGAAGGCUCAAUAUGCCGCUAUUUAUCCCAGACAGAAGAUGGUGUGCCCCCAACAUGGGUGCUAGAGUGCUUACCUGAAAACCAAUGCUUGCAUCGCCCAACAGCCCAAGCGUCGGUGUUGCAGAAGGUGGAUGAGCUAUUCAAAGACGACAAUGAGUCUAACAAGGGUACUCAUUCCUCUCCAAGCUGCCAGUUGACUUCUCAUAGUAAAUUAUGCUGCAUGAACCCUGUUUCACUAUGCCAUCUUCAACAAUGCCCAUCUGCCACCAAAGGAAGCUAUAGCCAACCAUCCAACAGCGCGCAUCAUGUCGAUCAAUCAGAAAAUAUUUUGGCCCACCAACAUAUGCAAUAUUGGGCAUCUGGGCAAUUCCUCGGAGGCGAUGAUGCGUUGCAGCUGCAACUUCCAGCUCCUGAUUACUCCGUCACCUCUUUCAGCAUUGAAGAAAACAUUGAGAGCAUCCAAUCGCUGGAUUACUUCACUGUUGAUGAUAUUUCCGGAAGUCAGCCAUCAUUGCUACCCGGACCUUAUUUACCCAACCCCGAGAGUUUAUAUCUGACAUACGACAAUUGCUCACAUCCCCCUUCAGUUCCUUUUUCUUCUUCUAAGGCCCUUUCAAUUACAGGAGGAAGGAAACAUGGCUGCACAACUACGGCAAGCUACCUUUCCGGUCCUCGUUCUGUGGACGAAGUAUUUUCGCACAAGAGCUUCUCCACCACCCACACCAAUCUAAGAUCCGAGCAGAAUGGUGCGCUAUGUAAUUUCGGGUCUAAGCAGGUAAAUACCGCUGAGCCUAAUGCGGGAAAUCAAACAAUUCAAAGAUGCAGCAGUGGGCGAAAAAGAUCUAGGCAAAUCGAAAAGAGUAGAACGGGGAGCAAAAGUCGACGCGUGGAUGAGAUGGAUGAAGAUGAAGAUGCAUCAGGGCGCUCUUAUAGUUGUCCAUUUUACCUAAGAAGCCCAGCAGACUACGGAGAGGGCAAAUGGGAACUCUGCGCAAACGGCGGAUGGCCAUCAUAUCACAGAGUCAGAGAGCAUCUACUUCGUAAGCAUAUACAGCCAACUAUCGUAUGCGACCGAUGCUUUGAAGACUUCAAAGAUGAUGUGGGCUUAAAGAAGCACGAUGCGUCAAUAUGUGAAAAGAAGGAGCACUCUCCAUAUCUAAACAAAAACCAACAGCGCGAGAUUGAAGCACCAAUUAAGCGUGGGAUGCGAGAAGCUGAGAAACUGGAACACAUGUGUCGCAGAAUUUUUCCUGAUGAAGUUAUCCUUAACCCAAAUAUAAACCACCUUGAACUGAGACUACGUUCAGUCAUCGCAAGUUUCCUGGAUGCUUCUUUUACAGAUGGAUUCAGGCAGCAAACAGUUCAACACAUCAUGGACGUGACACUCCAAGAGAUACGGAACGUCAGCUAUACUGCUGGGGCCAAGCAAGUGCACAAUCAUCAAAGAUGCGAUGGGGUGGAAAAUGCGUGA
Messenger RNA from Trichoderma virens Gv29-8, 1530 nucleotides. RefSeq lists its product as uncharacterized. The record is from RefSeq and is a predicted model, not a curated record. NCBI's taxonomy places the organism in Eukaryota, Fungi, Ascomycota, Sordariomycetes, Hypocreales, Hypocreaceae. The coding region runs from base 1 to 1530 and encodes 509 amino acids. The transcript is spliced from 6 exons.